Helianthus annuus (common sunflower) is the source of this 751-nucleotide messenger RNA. RefSeq names its product 60S ribosomal protein L23. Gene Ontology annotation, biological process: translation. Gene Ontology annotation, cellular component: cytosolic large ribosomal subunit; ribosome. The coding region runs from base 115 to 537 and encodes 140 amino acids. The record is from RefSeq and is a predicted model, not a curated record. The transcript has 4 exons. Gene Ontology annotation, molecular function: structural constituent of ribosome; large ribosomal subunit rRNA binding. NCBI's taxonomy places the organism in Eukaryota, Viridiplantae, Streptophyta, Magnoliopsida, Asterales, Asteraceae.
UUGGGCCAGGCCCAAAACUGACAGAACCCUAGAAAAACAUUCCAUAUAAAACCCUAAUAACCCCCAAACCCUCAUUUUUCUUCUUCAACGAGCAGCAGAUCACGGCGAUCAACCAUGUCGAAGCGAGGUCGCGGAGGUUCCGCCGGAAACAAGUUCCGGAUGUCACUCGGUUUACCGGUGGCGGCGACGGUGAACUGCGCCGAUAACACCGGCGCGAAGAAUUUGUACAUCAUUUCAGUGAAAGGAAUCAAAGGUAGGCUUAACCGUUUGCCGUCGGCUUGUGUCGGUGAUAUGGUUAUGGCUACUGUGAAGAAAGGUAAGCCUGAUUUGAGGAAGAAGGUUAUGCCUGCUGUUAUUGUUAGGCAGCGUAAGCCUUGGAGGCGAAAGGAUGGUGUAUUUAUGUAUUUUGAAGACAAUGCUGGUGUCAUUGUAAACCCUAAGGGAGAAAUGAAAGGAUCUGCCAUCACUGGACCAAUCGGGAAAGAGUGCGCUGAUUUGUGGCCUAGGAUUGCAAGUGCUGCAAAUGCCAUUGUCUAGGGUCAAGUUCGCAUUUGAAGUCGAGUUUUAUCUUCACUUUGAGAUAGUUUUUUAGUCGAUUAUGUUUUUGGUGAUUGUUAAUCAAAUGAUCUUUGGUGAUUUUGUUACUAGAUAUUUUGUUGAGAUGAUGUUUCAAAUUGCAGACAUGAGUAAUGCUUAUUGCGUGUUAUGAGCUACUUAAGAUCAGAAUUUAAAUAUUGUUUUCCUUGCUAAA